AGUGGCCCAUGUGGAGAAGCAAGAUGGCGGCUCGGUUAAGUGGGGAAGACGGUCAUUUAAACACCGGCAAAAGCGACUUUCUCCUCCACAACACCUCCAACGAGUUUGUCCUGAACAGAAGUCAUGUUGGAGGAGGCAACUUUGACACACCGUCUUGUGUUGAUUGCUCCAUCUUGGCCAUUUUGGAAGACUCUGCUGUUGCGUCAGAGAGUAAGAAUAUUGUGGAUGAGGAAAAUGAGACCAUGCUGUCUGCGCUGACUGAGAUGCUUGACCGGGUGGAGGAAGAUGAAGACAAAUCGUUUUCUCCCUUCGACGUCCUGCCAGACUCCGAGUUCCUCAGUCAAACUGCGUACAGGAACAACAAUGUCUCUAAGGACUUUUCACCCUCUCAGAGACUUCGCUCCAGACCCAAACUACCGACGACUAAUGGAGAAAACUACCAGGGGUAUAAAACAGAAGAAAAUAGUCUUCCACAGAUGUUGAAAACCCAAAAUCAAUUGUUUUGCACAAAAAAUAAGAAAGCAGAGGCUAAAGUUGAGGUUUUCAGCUCGGCGUCUAUCCUCAGCCUGGUGAAUCUCAUGCAUCCUUACUGUCUGAAGCUUCACGUGGAGAAGGAGGACAAAUCGAGGAAAAAACAGUUUCUUUUUUCUCAAGAAGAGGUGUGGAAGUAUGAACAGCCCACCGAGGAGAGCGAUGAAGAAAUAAAUGUUGUAUCUGAUGAAGAGGCACCCGUGAAAGGGACAAAGGAGGAGGACGGGUUGGAGGCAAAGGGAGAUAAAGGUCGGUGCUUGAAGAGCGUGUUGCUGAAUGGAAACUCGUCCAGAGCUGCAUCGACCAGAGAGAGGAAGAGAGUGAGCUUUGGCCCCGUUCACGUGGCUUCGUUCGAUGAAUCGGAGGAAGAGGGGAUCGGUGAGAAAAACCAACUCAGCGGAGACACAAAUGAAACUAAAUCCGAAAGUUUAACCCUUGAACUUCCAACACUGACACCUGACAGAAAAGAUAACGCUGAUGUUGGACAACAGAGCGAUAAGAAAGGUGAGCCGAAAGUGAAGUCCCUCAGCCUCCAGGAGUACAGGCAACUUCGUCAGAAUAGGCGACCCCUGGUGGAGAAACCGGGGGAUUACAUGACCAAGUGGCCCUCUGUCCCCGAGACCCCUAAAGAGCUGACCCCGAUCUUCGGCUUUCAGAGACAGGAACGUAACCUCUGCAGACCAAAGACGACACACCUUGAUCCAGAUCUUCAUAGAAGUGAGAGUUCAUCCCAUCGUGCCUCUUCAUUGCAUCCCUCAGAGUCCAAACGAACUUCUUAUCCGCAUCGCAGCAGACUGAAGUACUCAAGAGCUAAAUCCAAAAUGAUCUCACCUGCCAGUCCACUCCCAGAUAACACAGCUAACCUAAAUCUUGUCCUGAUAGAAGGCAAGAAGAGUCCAAUAAAGCAGCAAACUCUAUUUAAUGUUGAUCCUCCAAAUCCUGUCCUCCUCUCCCUGCCUUCAAAUCCUGCUUCAAACUCCUCGUCUGAGUCCAGAUGCCUACAAGAAAUCCAAAACGACCUCUCCGCUGCACCUUCUCAGGCCAUCACAUUAGACACAGAGCCACUUGUGUCAUCUGUAAACAAAGAAUUUACCACUACACUGUCUCAGGAAAGUAAAGCCAGUCCUACCAAGAUGCCUCCAGAUGUUUCCUCUGGAUCUCCAGUACAAACUGGGUCAGCUCCAUCAUCAGUUAAACCUCCAAAUAGCAGCCCGAGCCACACAAACAGAGUUGAGCCGCUACCUAAGGGUCCUCAGUCAUCAAGUCCAGAUCCAGUCAAAUCUAUAAAGUGUCCCACGCCUCCCAUAGAGACGUCCAUGCUGGUGAAGGAGGAGUCGCCAGAUGUUCUCCAAAUUUCAUCAGGAGAACCGUCACCACCUCAAACUGACUGCAAAGAGCUGAGCGCUGCAGUUGAAUCAGGAAUUGAAGCGUUUGAUCUGACCAGCCUGCUGGAGCAGUUUGAGGAAACACAAGCUGUAGAAGACCAAACUGAGCGCACACUCAUCCCUGGUUCUUUACCUUCAAACUUACAAACGGAUGACCUGAAGAAACCCGAGGCUGCAGGAUCAGAGAGGACCUCUGGGUUUCAGCUCAAACCCCCCGUGGAACCACGUGAACCUUCGAGAACUUCAGGGAGUCUGUUAGACCAGCAAACGGUGGAGCCCGUAAACAUCCCCGAGCCACUCGGCACUGAAAUCGUUGUGAGCUCUCAACAAGAGCUGCUCGCAAGACGACAAAGACCUCCAUCCAAGUCCAUUCGGAUAAUCGACCCGCGCCCCCUCCCAGCCAGGAAGACCCUCAUGAGCCCAGCAGAGACGCCCCCUGCUCACGUGUUUUCAUAUUUACCCUUCGAUCAUGAUUACUGUGGCUCUGUGGGUUAUCCUCCUGCCUUUCAGUGUAGCAGAGCGAAGCCCUCCCCACUUGAAGAAAUGUCUAAGACCCCAACAGAACAGCAGCUGGAGACCCGGGACUCCAACCCCCCCGAGGAAAGUAAAAAACAUGCUUCAGAUGAACAAACUGCGCUGCAGCAGCAGCAACCCUGGACUUGUUCAGAAGCUCUGCCGUUCUCAGACUCAGCCGUCACGAAGGGUGACAACAAAACCCAGAACCCCCCAUCUAUUCUUCCUACACCCCCUCCCAGCCCUCCUGUUAGGGGAAGGGACAAGAGGAGAUACCGAAGAAGAUCUCCACGCUCUGACUCCAGGUCCAGCUCAUCGUCAUCAUCGUCAUCCUCCAGUUGUUCAUCUUGCUCUCCGAAAAGACCGAGGAUCCAUCACCGGCGAUCAGAAAGCAGUUCAUGUUCAUCUUCCUGUGUUUCCUGCUCCCCUCCUCGGCGCUACAGGUUGUCAUAUUCCAGAUUCAGCAGGUCUAGAUCCAGGUCCUGGUCUCGGUCUAGAUCUCCCACACCGUCCUGGUCACCUCCUCCACAGAUACGCCGCAGACUGUGGAGAGAAGUCCGCAGCAGCUCAGAGUCCAGGAGGCUCAGGAAAGAGCAGGAGGUGAUGAAUCAGAAACUUAAAGCCAUAGAUGAACGCAGGGUGGUGUAUGUGGGUCGCAUCCGUCGAACUAUGACCCAAGAUGAACUGAGCGAACGCUUUUCUCAGUUUGGAGAGGUAGAAUGUGUCUCGCUUCACUUUAGAGACAGAGGAGACCACUACGGCUUUGUUACGUUCUACAAUAUGGAAGACGCUUUUGCAGCCAUCGAUAACGGUGGCAAACUACGGAAGCCCGACGAGUUGCCAUUUGACAUCUGCUUUGGUGGACGAAGACAGUUCUGCAGCACAGACUACGCCGAUCUUGACGCUAACAGAGAUGCAGAUCCGUCCCCGUCCAAAAGCCGGUUUGAAGACCUCGACUUUGAUUCGCUGCUGAAACAGGCUCAGAGAGGACAGAAGAGGUAACGAAGCGGAGCAUGAAAUCUGGACCAGGAUCAUGCGACAGACAUUUUUCAUCAACCUCAGGGCAUCAUGCUCACCCUUUAUGUAGCAGUUUAAAUAUUUAUUUUUGUUUAACAAGAUCUGACUUUAUUAAAAUGUCCUUGUU
Molecule: messenger RNA, 3573 nt
Organism: Nematolebias whitei (Rio pearlfish)
Lineage: Eukaryota; Metazoa; Chordata; Actinopteri; Cyprinodontiformes; Rivulidae
Product: peroxisome proliferator-activated receptor gamma coactivator-related protein 1
Exons: 11
Coding region: 9-3431 (1140 amino acids)
Biological process (GO): positive regulation of transcription by RNA polymerase II
Cellular component (GO): nucleus
Molecular function (GO): transcription factor binding; RNA binding
Source: RefSeq, a predicted model, not a curated record